AAAUUCAUCAUUUUUCGUUGUUUUGUCAAAGAAGAAUAUUCAACAUAAUAGGAAAAACGAGAGUAUAAGUAAACGCGGAAAACGUGUCGAGUCGAGAUAGAGAAGUGCCUUCGCUGCAUUCGCAUAUCGUCGCUGGUCAAUCGUCGAAAAGAAUUGUCAUUUUUUAUUUUUUCUUCUUCAACUUGUUAACUGUUGGCCAAUACUUCGAUCACUAUUGAGCAAUCAUAAAGAAUACAAACGAUCGACGUUCAAAAUGCUCGAACCUAUUUUUUUCCUAUCGAUAUUUUCGCUACUCGGAUGUUAUUGCGACGCGGCGGCAUCCGUCAGUCAAGCGGAAUUCAACGCGGCGCUGAAGGGCAACGGCUUCAAAGUUCAAAAAGCCGAGAUCUACAAUCACUUCGUCGAGGGUACCAAGGACUUAACUCGCGAGGAAGCAGCCAUGUUCCUGGCGCAAUUGUUGCACGAGAGCGUCGGCUUUGCCUUUCGCGAAGAAUUAAUGUGUCUGCGCGCCGGCAACGACUGCGCCACGAGGUACAAGGACAGGGUCGGGCUGCCGGGCAAGGUCUACUACGGCCGCGGCUACAUCCAGCUGACCUGGGGUGAGAAUUAUCGGGCGGCCUCGCGCGCCCUGGGCAUGGGCGACAAGCUGCUGCAGCAGCCCGAGCUGGUGGCUCGCGACACCCGACUCUCCAUGCUGGUGAGCACCUGGUUCUGGAAGGCCAAGGUCAGGCCGCGACUGAGCGGCGCGAACAGGAACAAAUUCGGCGCGACGACCAGGGCGAUCAACGCGGGCGAGUGCACCAGCGCGAGAUUGCACGAGCGAGCGAAGAAACGAUGGAGGAUCUACGAGAAGGUGGCCAAAGCUUUGAAUGUGGGGCACAAAGCGAUCGAAAAUGGAUGCUAUAACUGAUUUACGAUUAAAAACUUGAUUUUACAACUCGA
This is a messenger RNA of Trichogramma pretiosum, 942 nucleotides long. RefSeq names its product endochitinase At2g43610-like. Bases 254 to 910 code for a protein of 218 amino acids. Gene Ontology annotation, molecular function: chitinase activity. The record is from RefSeq and is a predicted model, not a curated record. Gene Ontology annotation, biological process: chitin catabolic process; cell wall macromolecule catabolic process. The transcript is spliced from 3 exons. NCBI's taxonomy places the organism in Eukaryota, Metazoa, Arthropoda, Insecta, Hymenoptera, Trichogrammatidae.